This is a messenger RNA of Harmonia axyridis, 2824 nucleotides long. It is a transcript of the gene nompB, whose product is annotated as intraflagellar transport protein 88 homolog. Gene Ontology annotation, biological process: non-motile cilium assembly; intraciliary transport. The record is from RefSeq and is a predicted model, not a curated record. Gene Ontology annotation, molecular function: kinesin binding. The transcript has 13 exons. Gene Ontology annotation, cellular component: non-motile cilium; centriole; ciliary base. Lineage: Eukaryota; Metazoa; Arthropoda; Insecta; Coleoptera; Coccinellidae. The coding region runs from base 142 to 2661 and encodes 839 amino acids.
CGUUGUCAUGGAAACAAUCAAUGUUUGUAUCGAAAAUUAUGUUAUUCUGCUUAUGUUUUGGAAGGACGAAGAUCAUUUAACGAAGUGUAUAGUUUUUGAUUCGUUUCAGAGGUCUAUCUAUUUCAGAAUUGUGAAAUUAGGAUGCUAUCGUCCACAUUUAGUGCAAAAUCCGAACAAGAAAAAUUUCCAAUGAACACUGAAGGGGAAAAUAAUAAACUUUAUAGAAUGUCUACUCCGAAACCAGUAAUGCAUUUAGGAUCAGCUAUAGAACCUCAGAAAACAGGAAGCUCGGCAGUACCAAGCACACCUUUUCGAAACAGUACUGAAUUUCGCAGUAGUACAGCUUUAAUAAAACCACCGUCAAGCUUGAAGGGAACUUUGCGAUCAUCGACAAGGACGGGAACUUCCAACCUUAGAUCAGGAACUGCAACUGUUUUGAUCAACAGGCCUAUGACAGCGGUUAGAGGGGCCGGAUACACAUCGCAUGGAAGAACCUUCGAUCCAGCUCUUCAGGCAGCCACAAUGCCUGUUCCUCCUUUGGAGCUACAAAAAGACGAUACACCUGAGGAAAGGAUACGUCAACAAGAAGCCAAAAUCAUGGAACUGGUUGAGGAGUCUUGCAAAGCCAAUGCAGCGGGAGAUUUUCGAAGAGCUCUGUCCAAAGCUAAAGAGGCCUCAAACAAAGAGAGGAGUCUGAUAAAAAUUCAAGAGCAAGCGAAGAUGGCGGAGACACAUAAUAUGGAUUUGACAUUCGAGGUCCUCUUCAAUCUUGGGAACCAAUACGCAGCCAACGAACUAUACCAAGAGGCGCUGAACACAUACCAGAUGAUCAUAAAGAAUCGAAUGUUCACCAACGGCUACCGUCUCAAGAUCAACAUGGGUAACAUUUACUUCAAACAGGGUCGCUACGACAUGGCCAUCAAGAUGUUCAGGAUGGCCCUGGACCAGAUGUCCAACGUACACAAGAACCUGAGGAUCAAGAUAAUGCACAACAUCGCCAUGGUGUUCAUCAAGAUGGGCCAGUGGAUAGAGGCCGUGACCAAUUUGGAGUACAUUAUGAGCGAACAGGCCUGUCAUAGGGCUGGUCUUCACCUGGUGGUCUGCUGUAGAGCUUUGGAGGAUACGGAUCAGAUGAAGAACGCCUUCAAUUCGCUCCUGUCUGUCCCUAUGAAUAUGGACGAUGAGGACAAGUACAAUGUGGAGCAAGACAACCCCGAAGAAUCCUUCAUAGCAAGAGCGAUCAGAAACGACGAUCUGCACAGAUACGAAAUUCAAAAGCGUAGAGAAGCCGAAUAUUGCAUCCUGAACGCGGCCAAACUGAUCGCGCCUCUGAUUGGCGAUUCCUUCAGCGCAGGUUACGAUUGGUGCGUGGCCACAAUCAAGAAGUCGGAAUACGCCAGACUUGCGUCCGAGCUGGAGAUCAACAAGGCGGUUAUGUUCCUGAAACAGAAACAACUACCUGAGGCCGUCAGCACGCUGAAGGCCUUCGAGAAGGAUUCGAACAUUGCGAUAAAUGCUGCCGUUAACCUGUCAUUCAUAUAUUUCUUGCAAGGUGACUACGAUACUGCCUUAACCUAUGGGCAAGUUGUUGAGUCAUCCAUAGUUAAGACACCUGAAGGUUACGUGAAUUUGGGUGCCUGCUUCAUGGCUCAAGGACAACUAGAAAAGGCCAUAAACUGCUUCGAAACGGCUCUAGAACUGGCUCCCAAUCAUUUUGAAGCCACCUAUAACUUAGGUUUGGCCCUGAAGAACCAAGGUCAUUUCGAGAGGGCCUUGGAAUGCUUCCAGCAGUUCACCGGCUCCCUGGCUCUUCUCCCAUGUGUGAUCUAUCAGACCGGCCAUCUUCUAGACCUGAUGCAAGACGCUGAAGCUGCAGCCGAUACCUACCAGCAGCUCUUAGGACUGGUGCCUGCUGACGCUGAAGCCUUGCAAAAAUUGGGAGAACUGUACGAUCGAGAAGGGGACAAACAGCAGGCCUACCACUAUCAUCUAGAGUCUUUCAGAUACUUUCCGGCGAAUUUGUCUGUUAUCGAAUGGUUGGGGUCGUAUUACAUCGAGAUGCAAGUGGUAGAGAAGGCUUUGGUUUACUUCGAGAAGGCUGCAAUCAUGCAACCUAACGAGCCCAAAUGGAACAUGAUGGUGGCUGCUUGUUACAGGCGUAGCGGGAACAUGCACAGGGCCUUAACACUAUACCAAGCUAUUCACAAGCAAUUUCCAGAAAAUGCAGAGUGUCUUCGGUAUUUGGUUCGUUUAUGUAGUGAUUUAGGCAUGAGAGAAGCCCAAGAUUAUGUGAUGGAGUUGAAAAAGCUGGAGAGGACCAAGGAAGUAAGGGAAAGAGUAAACAGCAGUCGACCGGGUUCUAGAAGAACCAGCAGAGGUUUAACAUCUAGUGCUAGUUCAGGAUUCAGCGUAGUUUUGGAAAAUGUGUCUAGUCCAAGAAAUUCAGCUGGUAGAAAUUUAGAUUCCUCUAGAAUGAUGGAUUUGCGAAACAGUGCAGGAAGCAAUGAUUCUGGAUUAGAAAAUAGUGCUGUUUUUACAGAUACAUCAUACUUGGAUCCAUUAGGGCCCCAACCCACAAGACCUAGAACAGGAAUGGGGAAACCUCUUGACUUCGAAGAUUUUGAUAACGAAGAAUUGGGUGAUGAUCUUCUACCUGAGUAAUACACUGAAUUAAAUAUUUUCUGUCAUAAUAUAACAAACAAAUAUAAUUGAAUAAGUUUUUAAAUAUUCAAAAAUUCGAAUCCUGCUACUUUUGAUUGUAUUUAGAUGAUAUAUUGAUAUUAUAAAAAAUAUUUUAAUUGUGAAGUAAAGAUAUUUCUGUUAA